AUGGCCGCCAACAUGCAGCAAAUGGCUGGGGCGGGUCAAAUGAUGCCCCAGCAGCUGCGACGGCCGCCUACUAAUUCUCACCAGCUUCAGCAAAUGGUGUACCAGAACCUUAUGGCAAACCAACAACCUUCAAACGGCCUAACAUGGCAAGGUAAUGUCAGCUUCAACGACCGUAUGGGGAAGACUAUGGAUCUUAUUUCAAAUAUAGCUUUGGGCAUCGCUGGAGUCGACCAUAUGCGAGCUGCAGAAGUAGGCUGCAAUUUUGAGCGAGAGGUGUUUCACAAAUCACCAAGCAAGGAGGCUUAUGACCAAACUAUGGCAACCAAGACUCUGGAAUUCUUCAAGAAGCGACAGGCAAACGAGCCUAACAUACAAAACAACCUCAAUGCCAAUGCGCAGGCACAGGCGCAGGCUCAGGCACAGGCUCAGGCCAUGAUGAAUAUGCAGGCUCAAAUGGGACGUGGUAUGGGUCAAGUUCAACCCGGAUUCCAACAUCUCCAGCACCAGAUGCAAACUGGACAGCUGCCUCAACAGGCACAACCGCACCCUCAACUUCAGCAGCAACAGCAGAUGGGUAUGGGCAGAGCCAUGGGACCGAACCAGCAAGCCAUGGCAAUGCAAAACCGGCAACCACAACAAGUUCCUACCGAUGUAUCGCGACUCGCUCAGUCAGACAGGGCCAAGGUCAUGGAUCUUGCGUCCAAGAUGCUGGCACAGGCGUCUGAGCAACAAAAGGCUACCACCAGAAUGAGUUUACAACAGAGACUAACCCCUCAACAACUGAACGAGAUACAAGCUCAAGGAAAGGAUCUGGUGGUCUGGUUCUAUCAGAAUCAGGCGCUCCAAAUGCUGAAGACUAAUAUGAACCGCCUGCAGGCCCAGCAACAGGCUGCAACGCAGAAUCAGAAUGGCGGACAGGCGGCUGCUGCGGCUAUGAUGCAGCAGCAACACAGCCAGCAAUCCUUCCAGCAACGACAGAAUAUGAUGAAUGCCGGGCAACCCAACGACUUCUCCCAAUUCACUCCUAAUAUGGAGAGCAUCAAAGAUCAGCAAAUGACUGGUCUCAUGGCCCAGCAGGCGGGCCAGAUGGUUGUACCAGCUAGCUCCGGGGGCGCCCAACAUGCCACUCCCCAGCCUGGCAAUCAAAAUAUGCCAGGUGCCCAGGGACCGAACCAGACACCUCGGCAGGGCCAGCAGCAACCCCAGCAAGCUGGUGUCAAUCUUCAACAAAUGAAGAUGAACCAAGCCGCUCAGCAGUCCCAGAAUCAGUUGCAGCAAGUGAAGAUGCAGCAGCAGAAUCAGCAGAAUAGCAUGGCAGGUGGCAUGCCACCUUCACAGAGCCCAGCUAUGAACACCUUGAAUACCCCAGUGUCGCGUCCUCCCGGCGCCAUGAACCCCAUGGGUAACCAAGGUUUGGGUCAAGGCACCGUUCCUUUCGGCGAUCAGCGCUUCAACCAAGGUACUCAGCGGCCAAACAACCAGGCAUUCAACAACAUGCUAGCCAAUAUGACGCCAGAGCAGAGGCAGGCAAUUCAGGGCCUGCCUCCCGACAAGCUCAGCGAAGUCUUCAGAAAGUGGCAAAACCAACGACAAGAGCAGAUGGCCAUGAAUGGUGGUCAAAUGAAUCAGCAACAAAGACCACAAAACCAAUUUGCUGGACAAAUGAACCUAAACAUGGCCACUGGACAGGGAGCUCAGGGCAUGCAACAGCCUAAUGGGGGUAUGUCAGUCAAUCAACAGCAACAGCAAAUGCCGAUGCCAAGGAUGCCGAUCCAAAAUAACCAAGCCCAAGCAAUGAUGGAUGCUAUGGACCUACCACCACAGGUCCAGAACAUUGUCGGGCAACUUCCUGUAGAAGUCAAGAAGUGGAGAGAUUUGAAGAUUUGGCUCAGUCAGAACAGCACUUUACCACCGCCAACCCGGGGCCAGCUUGGCGGACUUCAACAAAGACAGUUCACGGUUCUUAUGCAACGUCGAGCGUCGAUGCAACAGCAAGCCGGCCAAAACCCCAACGUGAAUACUGCCGCAAUGCCGAAUGCUGGAGCGCAGAUGCCAAAUCAACAGCAGCAGAUGGGCAUGCAACGACCCGUGGGAAAUGUGCCCGCGCAUGUUCUACAGGUAACACCACAGGAGCUGAUGCGAGCGCGGAGCCAGCGCGCGGAUCUCGGUCACAUCCCAGACGAGCAACUACGGACAAUGCUCAUGACGAUGAAGCGGCAGGCCUUCCUCCAGCAGCCACAGGCCGGCAUGAUGAGAGCUCCACAACCCCAAGGUCAGACACCAAACCAGACACCGAACCAGGCACAGCACCAACCUGGUGGUGCACCAAAUCCAAUGGGUGCUGCUCCCAUGACGGUGCAACAAACACCGCAGCAGCAGAACCGAACUCCCCAGUCGCAGACUCAAGCUAGUCCCACAAAUAUGGCACAAACGGCUUCAAUGCAGUCCGGCGGACAGAGACAACCAGUUCAAGCGGGAACUGGUCAAGCGCGGAAUAAUAACCAAGCUCAACCCGCUGCGAAGAGCCUCAAGCGACCUAGCACUGAUGAUGCUGCGGAUACGGCCGCGACGUCCAACGCGAACUCUGCCGCUCCUGCCCCAGCUCGUCCAGCGUCACAGCCUAAUCAGCAGAUGCCGAAGGGGGUGCCUACGCUCACGCCGCAACAGAUUGCCGGGCUCAGUCCAGAGCAGCGGGCCAAAUAUGAACAAUUCAUGAAACUUCAGUUAACAGGACAGACCCAAAGUGCAAGUCUGCCUCAACCGGCCGGUGCCGAUACCCUUACUCGAUUGCGAACCAUCAGUCAAGACGAACAACGACAAUUUCACCAAGAAACAAUGCCCGACAUAUCGAUGAACGCCCAGGAACUCGGUGAAACUGGUGCCAAGCUUCAGCGCAUUGCUCAGGAUAUGGGCAAGGUCAGCCGCGGACUUACUAAAUGGUAUUCGAUUACGAGGGAUGAUGCUCGAGCCAAGAUGUUUUUCAGAACUCGCCUACGUAUCAUGAAGCAAUUCGCAGAUGCAGACACAAUGAAAAUCUUGAAAGACAAAUUUAGCAUCAACUCGGCGGAAAUCGAUCAAGCUCGGGCUAUGCUGGAGAGCAUGGCUAAGGACCUAGCAGCCAGCAUGUACGGCAGAGGAAUGAUGAAGCCUGGGCAACAGCCGCAGCAAGGUCAGGGAGCAGGGCAAAGCCAAACUGCACCGCCACAGCAACAAGUGCAGCAACCGGCGGCAUCGCAGCAAAAUCAACAGUCUCAGCCAGCACCUUUGAACGCGGCCAAUCUGGAAAAGAACUCCCAAGCACUCAAAAACCAGCAGAAAUCUGCCAGUAAGGGCUCACAACCUCCUCCCGCGCCAACGGCUACACAGCCACCUUUCUCGUUUGGAGCAUCCUCGCCCCAUGGCAACCCAAGCUAUAUGGGCAAGCAGAAGGAUAUGAAUCUUCAAUUACCUUCGUCUCGUAAGAAGCAGAAGGUCUCUGGCCAACAACCAGGGCAGACGCCGCACGGUGCGACUCCAUCGCCGAAGACAGCCAAGAAUGCUUCACCAGAGAUGCGUCGCCAAGAGCCGCCCAAGCCAGUUUUCCUCUGCACAGAGCCAGAAUGCGAAGCGGGCCCAUUUGGGUUCCCAAGCGAGACGGCCUUACAACAUCAUGUUGAAGAGGAGCACACAAAGCCUCGGGAAGACCCAGUCAAGUUUGUCAAGGAAAACCUGGCCCUGGCGUUGGGCCUGGAACCGGACGGCACGGUCAAGAAGGAGCAGAAACCAGCUGAUGGGGCCGUAGCUAUGAGUGCGUCAGCCUCGAAGCAAGGUCAGACGCCCAAGAAUGUUGCGGGUACACCGAUGUCCCAAGACAAUGCCAUGAAGAGGACUGGAAGUGCUUUGAGCAAGGGAUUGGAUGGCAAGCCCAAGGUGGACGCUGGGGGUUCCAAGCAGACCAAGCCCAGUCCUUGGGCCGGUUGCACAAUUGACCCUCAAGCUUUACUCACCAACCUUGGUUUUGAGAACGGGCUGCCUAAUAUCGUCAGCGACGCCAACAUGUACCGCUCCUUGACCCCAAAGGACACUCCCGAAUCCAGCAAGGAUGGCGGAUCGAGCGAGCCAAAUAGUGAUAUCUCAGAGGGUGCGGCGCUCGAGAUUGAUAUGAACUGGCAAACAUUCGAUCCCGACCUCCUUCUGGAUAUGAAUAGCACAACAUUGGAUGGGGGUCUUGAUCCGAUGCUGUUGUUGGAUCCACCGUCGAGGUCUGUGCCCGACUGGGAUUCUAUUGAAGUUGACUAUUCAAAGCCUUUUCAGCUUGAUAUGAGUUUGUACUCUAUGGGCAUGUGA
Molecule: messenger RNA, 4326 nt
Organism: Pochonia chlamydosporia 170
Lineage: Eukaryota; Fungi; Ascomycota; Sordariomycetes; Hypocreales; Clavicipitaceae
Exons: 4
Coding region: 1-4326 (1441 amino acids)
Source: RefSeq, a predicted model, not a curated record